Molecule: messenger RNA, 1287 nt
Organism: Pantherophis guttatus
Lineage: Eukaryota; Metazoa; Chordata; Lepidosauria; Squamata; Colubridae
Source: RefSeq, a predicted model, not a curated record
AUGUAUGGGGCAGGCUCCCACUCCCUGAAGUAUUUCCAAAACUACAUCUUGGACCCCAGUCAGGGACGGUCAUACUAUGUUACUGUGGGUUACGUGGACGGCCAACUCUUCUCUUCCUACGAUAGCAACAGCAGGAAGGAGCAGCCUCGAGUCUCCUGGAUGGAGAAGUUGGAGAAGGAAUAUUGGGACAGUCAGAGCCAUAUUGGACGUCUCAAUGAGGAGAGGUUCAGAAGAAACCUGGAGAGUCUGAGGAAUCGCUACAGUCAGAGCGAAGGCUUUCACAUGAUACAGCAGACGUUCGGCUGUGAGGUACGAGAAGACGGGAGCAAACUAGGGUUUGAGCAUCAUGGAUAUGAUGGGAAGACCUUCCUCACCUUCGACAAGGAGACAGCCAGCUGGGUGGCUCUUGACUCCCAGGCUCAGAUCACCCAGAGGAAAUGGGAUGCUAUUCCAGGAUUCAAUCAGAAACUGAAGUCAUACCUGGAUGAGUACUGCAUUGAUUGGCUGGAGAAGUACCUUUCGUACGGGAACAAGACCCUGCUGAGAACAGAGACCCCAGUGGUGACGGUGAGCAGCAGGACGGAGGCCGAGGAUGGGAUGGAGACGCACGUCUGCCGAGUGGAUGGCUUCUACCCCAGAGAGAUCGAUGCCACCUGGAGGAGAGAUGGGGAGGUCUGGCUGCAGGACACCCUCCAAGGGUCUGUGGCCCCCAACGCAGAUGGGACCUUCCACUACUGGCUCAGCAUCCAGAUCGACCCCAAAGACAGGGGCCGUUAUCGGUGCCACGUGGAGCACGACGGCCUGAAGGAGCCUCUGGACGUGGCCCUGAAGGAAUCCAAAUUGGGGCUCAUCAUCGGCUGCAUUGUGGCUGGUCUUGUCCUGAUGUGUGCGAUUGCUGGGAUCUGGUUUUUCAAGAGAUAUCAAAAGGCUACAGAGCCGCCUCAAGUGAGUGAUUUUUCCUCUUUACAUAUGAGCGCCAAUUCAGAGCCGGCAUCAGACAUCCUGUGAACAUGGCCGAUGGAUGAGAAGCCCAGGAAAGCUUGUCUCUAUGGUUUGUUAUUUUUUCAACUUAACCAACAGGAAGAAACAGGAAUUCCUUUUGUUUAUGUACCUUUCCUGGAUUAGGAGGAGUCCUAGAAUCAUCCUACAAGAUCCUCCAUAAAGCAGCAGUUUGCAAGAAGCUUCCGGAGCUGUGGUUUGGAAUAGUCGGAGAGCUGGAAGCUUGGUGGGGCUGCAAUCACCUUAUUGUUGAAAAAGCAGCCAUUUUGGAAUUUAUUUUUCAAACUG